This is a messenger RNA of Medioppia subpectinata, 1200 nucleotides long. The record is from the annotation of a GenBank genome assembly. NCBI's taxonomy places the organism in Eukaryota, Metazoa, Arthropoda, Arachnida, Sarcoptiformes, Oppiidae.
AUGGUCAUUUAUUUAGGAAUCUAUGAUAUGUCGCAACGAAUGGGCCGAAUCAAUAACUACCAGCAUUUCGAUAAAGGAUUCUUUGGUUUAAUGGAUCAAUUAGUAGAAAGUACUAAGCCUGAGUCAUUUAUUCUUCUGGAGGUGUCCUAUGAGGCAAUUUUGGACUCAGGCGUUAACCCACAGUCAUUGCGGGGUUCAAAUACCGGUGUAUACAUUGGACUUACUACAUAUCCACAUUCCGACGGUUAUUCACCGGACGUGCAACCGGAUGUGAGCGGAUCCAUACAUAAUGUCAUAUUUAAAACUGUGUACAAUAUGAAAAAUCUUUACGCAAGCCGAAUAUCAUUCGCCAACGAUUUCAAGGGUCCUUCACUAGUAGUGGACACCGCAUGUUCUUCCAGUCUAUCAGCGUUAACUUUGGCUUGCAAUGACAUAUUAUUAGGUAAAGCCGAUGCAGCAAUCGUUUGUGGCACUCAUAUGUUAUUUGAGCCAUUAAUCAGUCAAUAUCUGUAUGAGUUUGGAGUAUGUUCUCCGAGAGGAGUGUCCGCAGUGUUUGAUGAGUCGGCGGACGGUUUUGUCAGGUCUGAGGCCGUCGUAGCUGUGUUUCUACAGCGCCGACAGGACUCACACCGUAUGUACGCUCAAAUUGUGUCUUCGCGUAUGAAUGUUGACGGAAGGAAAACUGUUGGAAUGCUAUACCCUUCGGCCGACUCUCAGGAGCAACUCAUGAGGGAAACGUAUACUUUAAGUAAUAUUGAUCCUAAAAGGCUAACCUAUUUUGAAGCCCAUGCAACUGGAACCAAGGUUGGGGAUCCACAAGAGGUAAAAGCUAUAUACAACGCUUACUGCGCAACCAGAACAACACCAUUGCCUUUGGGUGCCGUGAAGAGCAAUAUUGGCCAUUCAGAGGGAAGUUCUGGUUUGGCAGCAGUGAACAAUUUCGGAAUAGGAGGAACUAAUGCGCACGUAUUGCUUGAACCGAACUAUAAAGUGGAAACUAGUAAUAGCUUUCUAAUCGCCGAAAACAUUCCCAGAAUUGUUAACAUUUGCGGCCGAACUGAAGAAGCGGUCAAAUAUGUGAUGGAUUUUAUACAAAACAACCCAAAGAGAGUGACGAAUGACUUUUUGGCACUAUUGGCCCCAGUUAUGAGAUUUGUACCAUGUAUUAAUUCAGGGGGAAUGCCGUACAGGGUCAACUAA